AAAAAAUCCUAAACAUUUAUUAACUCAAUAAUUGUUUUUACUAAUUAAAGAUUAAGUUAAGACACUAAUAAUUCAAUUGUAAAAUUCAUAAAAUGCUACAAAUUUGAUAAAAUACUAAUCUAGUAAUUUGAAUACUCUCGACUGUAUACAAUAACCCAAAAUGAAAAAAUAGGCGAAAAAAUGAUUCGUCAAAUAUUAAAAAAAAAUAAAAAUAAAAAAUUCCUAUUCCUUUGAAAAUGAUUCUCCAUAAUUUGGAGUAGUAAUAAUGUAGCACUUUUGGAUUGACCUAUCAAUUUCUUAAAAAUUUCCCCCUCCACCCUCUUUUUCUACCAUAAAGUUCCAAAUUUCAAUUUAACCUCUUCCUCAUUUUCAAACCAACAUAAUCCCAAUUGGUAAGAGAGAGAGAGAAAAAAAUCCUAAAAAAUAACCUAUAAAAAAAAAAAGAAAAAGAAAAGCAAAUCUCCCUCCAUCUUCCUCCUUUCUCUCUCCUCCUCUUUGCUGGGUGUAUGUUUUGUGUGAAUUUUGAAUCUGUUUGACUAGUUUUCCGCUUACAUAGAUAAAACCCCAUUUUUAUUAUUUCUUUUUCAUUUCUUCUCUAAUAAAAAAAAAGAAAAACAGUCAGAAAUUUAGACUUCCUUCCUUACUUACAGAAGAGAGAAGAAGAAGACAACCCAGAAGAAAAACUACUACUACUGCUGCAACAGAGGAGAGAGAAAGUCGUCGGAAAAUUUGUAGAGAGAGAAAGAUUGAGGAGAGAGAAAGAGAAACAGAGAGUCAAAUGUGAUGGGAAGUGGGUUCUCUCACCUCAUCCCAUGUCUCAAACCUGAGUACAACCACCAUAACAACCACCACCAUAACAAGAGCUUCGAUUCUAGCAACAACCACCAAGACCCGGUUGUUUUUGCGGCGGAACAACCUCUUGACGAAACCCUAGGACACUCUUUCUGUUACGUUCGUUCUUCUGCUCGUUUUCUCUCUCCUACUUCUUCCGAUCAUUUUCUCUCUCCUUCUCAUUCUCUUCGUUUCGACGAUAGAUCCGACCCGACCCGACAACCGUCUAGAGUUGGUGGGCCGGAAACCGGGUUUCGAACCAUUUCCGGAGCUUCGGUUUCUGCGAAUACUUCUACUCCGAGGACUGUUGAGGUUGAAACCGCGGUUUACGGGUCCGGUUCGAUUGUAAACGGGUUUGAUUGUACGUCGUCGUUUUCGGCUUUGCCGUUGCAGCCGGUUCCAAGAGGGGAUAGCUCCGGGUUUUUCCUCUCCGGUCCGAUCGAGCGUGGGGCGUUAUCUGGGCCGCUUGAUUCCGGGCCGGAUACUGGGCGGGUCCCCUUCUCGGCCCCUCUUGGUGGGGCCUACAAGAAGAAGAAGAGGAAGAAGAGUUUGAAGAAGUUGUAUAGAAGCUUCUCGGAGAAGAAGCGGCAAUGGGUUGUGCCGGUAGUAGGGAGGAAGGAGAGUAGCGAAGAGGAGGUUGGAAGGAGGAGAGAGAAAGAGGUUGAAGAUGAUGUUGAGGGUAGUAAUGUAAAUGUACAGUGGGCGUUAGGGAAGGCGGGGGAGGAUCGGGUACAUGUGGUUGUAUCGGAAGAACAUGGGUGGUUGUUUGUUGGGAUUUAUGAUGGGUUUAAUGGCCCGGAUGCUCCGGAGUUUCUAAUGGGUCAUUUGUAUCGGGCCGUGUUUGGUGAGCUUAAAGGCUUGUUUUGGGAUAGUGAGGAAGAUGAUGAUGGUGUUGUUUUGGAGCAGAAAGUGGAGAAUCAUUCGGAAAUUGAGGGGGAGAUUGUGAAUGUGGAUAGUGGGGAGGGGGAAAAUCGUGCCGGGGAGGAGCGUGGUGGUGGCGGGGCGGUCAAGAGGGUUACGUUUGAGGCGGGGUUGGAUAAGAAGGAGAUAAUUAGGAGGAAAUUAUGGGAGUUUCUUGCGGAGGAUGAUGCUGAAGAUGGGCUUGAUCUUUCGGGGUCGGAUAGGUUUGCAUUUUCGGUUGAUGAUGCUGUUAGUGUUAGCAAUGCAGGGUCUGCCGUGGGGAGGAGGUCGUUGCUAUUGUCGAAAUUGAAGCAAGGGUUAACUAGGAGUAAGGAAGGGCAUAGUAGAGGGUUGUUUCAAUGGAGGUUUGGGGUAGAAGAGAAGGAUAAAGUAGAUGAUGUUGAGAAUAGAGUUGAGGAGAGAUCGUGUAGGAGUGGUCGUAGGAGAAAGACGGGUCCUGUGGAUCAUGACUUGGUUUUGAGGGCAUUGUCCCGGGCAUUGGAAAAGACAGAGCAAGCUUAUUUGGAUUUGACGGAUAAAGUGCUUGAUCGGUAUCCAGAGCUUGCGUUAAUGGGUUCGUGUUUGUUAGUUGUUUUGAUGAGAGAUGAGGAUGUUUAUGUGAUGAAUUUGGGGGAUAGCCGUGCUAUUGUUGCACAAUUGGAACCUCAAGAGAGUUGUUCUAAUGUGGGAUUGAAGGAGAAGGCAGAAUGUGGGUCUAGUACAGAAGGAAUUGUUGAGGAAUGCACAGCUAGUGGUGAAAAGUUGAGCAAUGUGGAUGAUGAGUUUCCUUUGGAGGCCAUGAAGCUGACUGCAUUGCAGCUUACGAUUGACCACAGCACCAGUGUUGAAGAAGAAGUUCUAAGAAUUAAGAGGGAACAUCCAGAUGAUAAGCACUGCAUUGUCAAUGAUAGAGUAAAAGGCCGUCUCAAGGUUACUCGAGCGUUUGGAGCUGGAUUCCUCAAACAGGCCAAGUUUAAUGACUCGUUAUUGGAGAUGUUCAGAAAUGAGUUCAUUGGUAGUGCCCCUUAUGUAUCAUGUAUUCCUUCUCUUCGCCACCACAAACUUGGACGAAGAGACCAAUUUUUGGUGCUCUCAUCUGAUGGGCUAUACCAGUAUUUCAGCAAUCAGGAUGUGGUUUCUUUUGUUGAGAAUUUCUUGGAGAAAUUUCCUGAUGGAGAUCCAGCACAACAUCUAAUAGAGGAGCUUCUAAACCGAGCUGCUAAAAAAGCAGGUAUGGAUUUUCAUGACUUGUUGGAUAUUCCCCAAGGUGAUCGCCGAAAGUACCAUGAUGAUGUCACUGUUAUGGUGGUAUCUCUUGAAGGGAGAAUUUGGAAGUCUUCAGGAAAAUACCCCUAAAAACAUGUUCAUAUGAAAACUUAAAAAAAUUAUGGCUCUAUCUGGAAUUGCCAAAGCUGAUAUGGUUUCAAUCAGAACCACCGCAUAGACAUUGAUCUUAACAGCUGGGCAGGCGUCUUGAUAUGGUAACAGACCCAGUUCUCCUGGGUCCCAAAAUUAGUUCUAGAAGUUGAUAGGCAUACUGUUUUAAGGGAGGAAACAAUUGGAGAGGCUGUAAGAAAAGUUCCCCAGUUAAGAAGGUGCUGCCAUAGUCGAGGAUGGAGAAAGCUUGGGAACAUAUGGGUUGGGAUUGUUGGGAUUUUUUAGAGGAAAGGGUGUUUUACUCUUCUAUUUUUCUUUUCUCCAUUGGGGAUUUUGCGUAGGUAGAUUAGGUAGAGGCUCUUCAAUUCAUUUUUGUUUGUUUUUUUUUUUUUUUCUUUUCUUUUUUUUUUUAGAGCCGAAAAAGGGGGUAUAAGGGUGAAAAAAAAGGAAAAGAAGUAGCGAAAUUUGGUUGGGGGUAAAAAGGUUACAGAAUCUGUAAUUUCAGAUUCCAUCAAUGCAGUUGACAGCCGAAAUUUAUACAUGGAUCUCGGUUUAGGGCGUA
Chenopodium quinoa (quinoa) is the source of this 3670-nucleotide messenger RNA. Its product is annotated as protein phosphatase 2C 29-like. Gene Ontology annotation, biological process: protein dephosphorylation. The transcript has 4 exons. Gene Ontology annotation, molecular function: protein serine/threonine phosphatase activity. The record is from RefSeq and is a predicted model, not a curated record. Lineage: Eukaryota; Viridiplantae; Streptophyta; Magnoliopsida; Caryophyllales; Amaranthaceae. The coding region runs from base 784 to 3087 and encodes 767 amino acids.